This is a messenger RNA of Aspergillus bombycis, 666 nucleotides long. Its product is annotated as WW domain protein. The annotation marks the transcript as partial. Gene Ontology annotation, molecular function: protein binding. The transcript is spliced from 2 exons. NCBI's taxonomy places the organism in Eukaryota, Fungi, Ascomycota, Eurotiomycetes, Eurotiales, Aspergillaceae. The record is from RefSeq and is a predicted model, not a curated record.
GAACAGGCUCCUCCCGGCGAGCGUUCGCCCUACGAGCGCCCGCCAUAUGGGCAGCCCCCUCAAGACCAGCGCCCCCCCUAUGACAGACCACCAUACGAAUCAGACCGUUCCUUCGACUCUCGCCCUCCCUACUCUUCCGCACCACCUUCUGCCCGUCCUCCUCAAUUCCCCCCACCCCCUCUUCCUAUGGGUUGGGUCCAGGAAUGGGAGCCCAACGCCCGCCGCGCCUUCUGGGUUGAGGUAGCCACCGGCAACUCCCAGUGGGAACAGCCUCUUGGCGAUACCUCGCGUGACAUGGGGGGCCCUCCCGCUAUCAUGAGCCCCCCUCCUUCCGGUCCGAUUAGCCCUCCCCCCGGUGGCUACUACGGCGGUCCCCCUCCCCAGGAGGGAGGCUACUACCCUCCUCCUCAGCAGGGCGAGACCGAGGAAGAGCGCAAGAAGAGUGAUAGGAAGAAGAUGCUCAUGGGAGCCAUGGGAGGUUUGGCGGUUGGUGGUAUUGCCGGAGCUGUUCUUAACCAUGAAUUUGGUGGUGACAGCUCCGAGUCCGAAAAGGAGGAAGAGGAAGAAGAAGUCGAGCACAAGAUCAUAGAGCAGCACGUUUACCACCACUACGAUGAGCCUCCUCCUGAGGAGCGCUCUUACUCCCCUCCUGUGGAUGACUGGUAG